CUGAUAAAAAAGUUCUGCAGGGAUAUUCAAAAGAACCGAGAAAAUGAUACGCCCACCUGUUAUCCUCAUAUGAAUAACAGGGCCUGUCGCUCUGAAAAAAGGCCUGGGAGUGUCAGUGCAGGAGCGCUCUUUUGUAUUUGGUAACACAGCUGCGUGCAGUUGGCCGCUGGGACUUCAUGCGGAGCGUUAGCUCCAGCUCACUGUCCGAGAAACUCAGGAACCUGCUGUCAGCAAGUAACAUGUCUAAAGUAAACAGCGGUACCUCCGGUUGUCGGGCAGUAGUGAUGGCAGGAAAGUAUCUGUCAAGCCCGUCCGCCCCGGCACUGAGCCGGAGUUCCAGCCAGCGUCAGCGGAGGAUGUUAGGUGUUCAACGGCGAAUGAACAGCUCGGACGCGGCGAGCACAGGAGGAAAAUCCGCGGCUUCGGCCCAGCAGGAACAGCCGGCGUAUCUCUCCGCCGCAGACCGACAAGCGCUGGCCAACCGGAAUCUGAUUUACCGGGACGUAAAGGCUUUUCUCAAUGAAGUUGGUGGGGAUCCCAGAGAGGCUCGGUACUGGCUGACCCAGUUCCAGAGAGCGACCAAGACCCAGUCUCCUGCCUUUGCCGUAAUGGAGGUGGACAGCUCAGUGUUUGACAGCAGGGAAAUGGUUCAGAGCCUGGCCUUUGGGCUCUCUUUCCUCCAGCGAAUGGAUAUGAAGCCUGUUGUGGUGAUGGGCCAAUCUGAAAAUGAGGAAACAGGGCACAUGAAACCGGUUGCUGGGUCUCGGAGCACUAGGGGGCUGGUUGAACGGAGCCAACAACUAACUGAGGCACUACAGCAGCAUUCAGCUACUGUACUGCCCCUCUUCUCUGCUGAGUCCUUCCUGCUACUGCAUGAAGCCCCACGUGGAAGCAGUGUGCCGCCCUCUGUUGCCGUGGACACCAGCCUCCUCCAGUGGAGUCUGGACUGCGGGACCAUCCCUUUGGUUUGUCCGGUUGGGAGGGAUGGGCGAGGUUGCUCAAUAAUGUUGGACUCAACGGAGGUGACAGCAGCUAUCUCACGAGCCCUGCAACCCCACAAAGUCAUGUUCCUGAACCACUCAGGAGGCCUCUGCAGCCAAGAAAAAAAGGUGCUAGGUACAGUUUCAUUCCCCAGCGACCUGCCCAGUCUGUCCAUGGCGGUGUGGCUGAGCAUUACUGAGCGCCGCAGAGUGUCCACCAUAGCCAGACUCCUGAAUCAGCUGCCGACUGAGUCCUCAGCAGUGAUCACCUCUGCAGACACACUGCUGAGUGAGCUGUUCAGCCACAGAGGAUCUGGAACACUCUUUAAAAAUGGAGACCCUAUACACCGGUACACCUCUCUGAAUGACAUUGAUGUGGAUCGUCUCUUGGCUCUCAUCAACAAGUCAUUUGAUAAAACUCUGAGGCGAGACUACAUCGACUCUCUGAAGGGAAGACUGCAUUCCAUCUAUCUUUCUGAAGGGUACAGUGCGGCUGCUAUCAUCACCAUGGAGCCAGUGAACAGAGGCACUCCUUAUCUCGACAAAUUUGUUGUCAGCAGCAGUAAGCAGGGUCAGGGCACCAGCCAAAUCCUGUGGGAAUGUAUCAGACAAGACCUGGGAAAGCUGUUCUGGCGGUCCAGAGCCACAAACAGGAUCAACCCCUGGUAUUUCAAACACUGUGAUGGCAGCUUCGUGAAUGGGGUGUGGACCGUCUUCUGGUUCGGUCUUACAGACAUCAGAGAUUCCUAUGAGCUGGUGGAAUAUGCUAAGGAACUCCCUGACUCUUUCUACUCCUCUCAGCCCCCUGGUCCUGCAGCUGCAUCCUAAACUCAAACUUCACUACUGCUUGAUUUUCUUGGACUCUUAAUCUGAGCCAUGGAUAUACAAAAUGUUUCCAGCUCUGUUUUCCUUUCCUGGGUUUUCUCACACCUUGAAACUUGAAAUUGCAGUGAGCAUACAUGCAAUAUUGUGAUAAGCUGUACAUUACUCUCGGUAAAGUUUGGUUUAUUCUUAGUCUUUGGAACUGAGGGUGAAAGGAGUGUCUUUACUUUCCUAAUGAACUCUUGCACAACGACUAUACUGACUGUUACAGUAAGAAAUACUAAACAGGUGCCUUUUACACCCAAAAUGCUCUCCAGUGUUGAGAACAUUUCAAACAGCAGUCUUACAUGAUGUGGUCUGCUUCCAGGUUGUUUUGAAGACCAAUUUAUCUGAUAAGAUAGUGGAACAGAUGUUACUCCUGAUGGUUUUACAUUCAUUUCAAAGUUUACUUGAACUCAACUCAGCCUUAAAAAUCUUGUAAAAGGUUUGUAUGGCUCUUAAGGAGUUUUUCCUCUUUUUUUUAACUUUAUUUAAUGUAGAAAACAUAUUAGUAUGGGCUCAAAUAUAAAAUUAACCCUGAUGAUGCCAUAACCAUAUCAAAGGGUUGUCUCAGCUUUGGCCUGCAAUCUUUGUAUUUUAUUCAAAAAGCAUUUAAAAGUGUGGCUGAGGGCUUUUAUCAGCCAGGUGAGGAAAAUGGAAGACGCUGUCUGGCUGCAAACAUUAACACAUUUACUUUCUACCGGUACCUAGAUAUUUGGUAUUUUUCUAACAUUCUGGUUGGCAUUAAUGUAAAAAAAAAAAAAGAUAUAUAUAUAUAUAUAUAUAUAUAUAUAUAUAUAUAUAUAUAUAUAUAUAUAUAUAUAUAUAAACCAAAUAUAUAUAUAUAUAUAUAUAUAUAUAUUUGUUUUUUUUUUUUUAUUAAAGGACUGCCUUGUUAGAAAACAAAGCUCAUUUUGCCCUGGU
Molecule: messenger RNA, 2765 nt
Organism: Cheilinus undulatus (humphead wrasse)
Lineage: Eukaryota; Metazoa; Chordata; Actinopteri; Labriformes; Labridae
Gene: nags
Product: N-acetylglutamate synthase
Exons: 8
Coding region: 177-1808 (543 amino acids)
Biological process (GO): L-arginine biosynthetic process
Cellular component (GO): mitochondrial matrix
Molecular function (GO): arginine binding; L-glutamate N-acetyltransferase activity, acting on acetyl-CoA as donor
Source: RefSeq, a predicted model, not a curated record